CAGGGCUGUUCCGGAUGUCCUGUGAUGGCAGCUCUCUCUCUCUCUCUCUUUCUCACACACACACAGACACACCGAGCCGCCUGCACGCUCCUCUCUGAUCGCUCUCUUUGGUUUGUAUCAGCUGAUCGGAGCGGGUUCGGCUCUGGGUCCGGCUCCGGGACGGGAUCCCUGUACGGUUCCGAUCUAAUCCGGCUUCGUCUGGUUUGGGCUCUUUGUUCCGGAACUUUUCGGACUCUUCGGUGAGCUGUUAGCCGUUAGCCUCUCCUAGCUGCAGCGGAUCGAUUCUUUCCUCGGAACCUUCCACAGCACAGUUCCUGUUUCAACCCGAACCGUUCCUCGGCUGCCCGGCCCGGACUCUCGCUCUGCUCCGGGCCGACAGGCGGCUCGGUUCGGUUAUUGGAGCGGCUGAGCUAUCAAGCUAACAGUUAGCCUGAGCUAGCUGCUAGUAUGCCCGCGAUGCUGGAGAGGAACCCAGAGGCUUCGGGCAAGAGGAGAGGCCGAGCCCCGGGAGGAGGGCCCGUCGGCGGGAAGAGUCUGUCCGGUAAUGGAACCAGUACCAACAGCUGCUGGGAAGAAGGAAGUUCAGGCUCGAGCAGCGACGACGAGCAUGGUGGAGGAGGGAUGCGGGUCGGACCGCAGUACCAGGCCGUGGUUCCCGACUUUGACCCGGUGAUGCUGAGUCUGAACCCUUCUUCACACAACCACCUGAAAAGUCGUACAGAUGUAGCCCGGGCGGCUCAUCUCCGGGAGAACCUGGGGAUGUUGGUUUGGAUCCCCAACAGCUGCCUGAACCAAACACAGUUGGACGAGUACAUCGCCAUCGCCAAAGAGAAGCAUGGCUACAACAUGGAGCAGGCGCUGGGCAUGCUCUUCUGGCACAAACACAACAUCGAGAAGUCUCUAGCCGACCUGCCAAACUUCACUCCGUUCCCCGAUGAGUGGACGGUGGAGGACCGCGUGUUGUUCGAGCAGGCCUUCAGCUUCCACGGGAAGAGCUUCCACCGCAUUCAGCAGAUGUUACCUGAUAAGUCGAUGCCCAGCCUGGUUCGGUUUUAUUACUCCUGGAAGAAGAGUCGCAGUAAAACCAGCCUGAUGGACCGCCAGACUCGGAAACACAAACGAGAGCGAGACGACAGUGACGAUGAAGUCGAGGACGGUAAUGGAAAUCCUCCGAGUGACCCUGAGUUGGACGUAAAUAAAGAAGACAAGAAGGAGGUGAGCUCAGGUUCAGAGAGGUCAGAGGUGAAACCAGUUUCUGGUCUGAAGACAGGUGGGAAGGCGUCCCAGCGGAUGAAGAAGCGCCCCCCCAGAGGAAUGUUUCUGAACCAUCAGGACGUUGUUUCUCUGUCGUCCUCAACGCCUCAGGGACUCAUCAGACAGCUCGACUCGCAGCUCGUCUCCAUCAAGAGACAGAUUCAGACCAUCAAACAGACCAACAGCGUGCUGAAGGAGAAGCUCAGCUCGGGGCUGGACGAGUUCAGGCUGCCCGAGGUGAACCAGAAGUUCAAUAACCGUUGGACCACAGAGGAGCAGCUGCUCGCCGUCCAAGCCAUCAGGAAGUAUGGGCGAGACUUCCAAGCCAUCUCAGAUGUGAUUGGUAACAAGUCGGUGGUGCAGGUGAAGAACUUCCUAGUAAACUACAGACGCAGGUUUAACCUGGACGAGGUGCUGCAGGAGUGGGAGGCGGAGCACGGCAUGGAGGUGGGGGCAGGAGCGAGCGAGGACGACAGGAUGGAGGAAAAGAUGGAGGUGUGUCCCACUGAGGAGGAUGAGGUCAUCGCCAAGCAGACCAAGGAGGAUUCGUCCUCUCCACUGAAUGCCAACAAGCCUUUGGCCUCCUGAGACCUUCUGGCCCCUCCUCUUUAGAUUCAGGGCUCUGCCCCUCCAGUUUCAGGCCCCGCCCCACAGGCUUUAUAAUGUAAUUUUUUUAUUGUAUAAUGUGUUUCUCUUUAAUUUUCUCCGUUUUUAGAUCAGGUGUGGGGUUUGUUUUAUUAACCUGUCAUUUACUGCUCGCUCUGGACCAAUCAGACCCGUCAGUCCAAAUGGGCGGAGCUUUUGUUCCUUAUUUUCUGCUUUUCAUGCUUUUUUGGGUUGUUUUUUGCUUUUAUUACUUCCUGUUUGGUGUGUUGGGGAUAGGGUGUCAGACUGAAGCAGCCAUGUUGGAUGACCUUGUUCAGGAAGGAGGUGUGUCCUAACCUGAUGGGAUCUUUUUUGUUUUUUUUUUCUAUUAUUUUAGGACUUUUUAGAAGAAAGACAAUAAAACCAAAGUUGAUCAGUAAA
Molecule: messenger RNA, 2280 nt
Organism: Neolamprologus brichardi
Lineage: Eukaryota; Metazoa; Chordata; Actinopteri; Cichliformes; Cichlidae
Gene: rcor1
Product: REST corepressor 1
Biological process (GO): regulation of transcription by RNA polymerase II; negative regulation of DNA-templated transcription
Cellular component (GO): transcription regulator complex; histone deacetylase complex
Molecular function (GO): transcription corepressor activity
Source: RefSeq, a predicted model, not a curated record